AUGUCCUCAUUCCCAUCGAUUCAAUCGUUCUAUAAACGCGAGAUCGUAGGCAAGUCUGGCAUUACUCAACAUAAUGCCUCAAAUACCAAUGAUGGGUUCACCAGCCAAGAAGUAUCAGAUGCUCUCCACCCUCUGUCCCGGCCAUGGAGGCCGAAUGGAGUCUAUCGCAAGUGCCCAAUCGCUUCUAUCGAGGCUGGCCCAUGCAGUUACGAGAUCCUGGGUAGAGUUGUGAAUUUCUCAUCUCCCUCCGCCAGAAAUCAUGCGCAUUCUGCCACUGAGGGCCAAUACCGCAUAGUACUAAGUGAUGAGAACGGAGCGAUCGCUGUUAAACUAUUUUAUACCAAACCUCGCGACUUCACUUUGGUCAUUGGUCAAACAGUCACCAUUUACACAGCAUACAUUGCAAAUUCAACAAAAGCAGAGACCGGUCACAUCCCAUAUGUCCACUACUGCACCAUAAUCCAUCCUAGUCGCAAUAGAACGACACAUAUCAUUUUUCAUCAAGAUUUACCACUGUCUGAUGAGGAUCGCUCCUUCAGGGCUCCCUUAGAACUCAAUACCGAGCAAACUGAUAACCGAUUUGGUCUGAUGAGCUUGAAGACAUUUCUUUCCAGCGGCUUCGAUACGGGUGAAGGCACGAUACUUGUCUGCGUGCGAUCUAUCGGUCCACACAAGUCUGUGAGAUCCAGAAAGCGAGAAGGAACUGUGGAUUUGAUUGAACUGUGGGGCGAUCAUAUCUCCUGUGCAAGAUCACUUGUUCCGAAUCAGAGAAUCCUUUGGAUCUCACAUCCAAAUUACAAGACUUUAUAUGGGCAUCUAGGUAACUCGCCAGUGUCUGCUAAGAUCAGCAUCAGGUACAGCUCUAUGGUAAAUUUCGACCCAGUGUGUGCAGAUGUGGAAUGGCUACGUAAGAAAGCCAAAGAGUUGGCCAAGAAGGAAAGUGUACUAAAUCACUUUCCUGAGGGUAUUUGGGACGUCGAAGCUACUGUCAAUUCAACGGCCAGAGAACUCUUGAAAAUUGCAGAAAUGGACGAGAAUAUCCGUCAAGACCUGGAGAGCAAUACCACAGGCAAGUUGAACGUCAUCAUAUCCGAAGUAAACCUCAUGGCAAAUUGUGGCUUGCAAAUGGAACUGUCUCUCAAUUCACGAGUGCUUGGCACGAUGGUAGACGAAAGCGGUACAAUUUUGGCAGGGAAACUUGCUUGGAAAGAGACUGCUUGGACACAACUAUUCUUUACAGACUUUCAAGACAACCAGGAUGUAGAUGGUGAUGACAUGUCUGAUCUGACUAAACAAACCUGGGAAGACCAAACAGCUCUUGAUAGCGUGACACUCAAAGAUAUCGAAGAGCAACUGCUAUACUCGCGAAUUACGAUAAUAUUUGGUUGGUGCUCAAAGUUAGAGAGACUCUGUGUAUUGAGAGUCGAGUGGUGA
Molecule: messenger RNA, 1434 nt
Organism: Truncatella angustata
Lineage: Eukaryota; Fungi; Ascomycota; Sordariomycetes; Amphisphaeriales; Sporocadaceae
Exons: 4
Coding region: 1-1434 (477 amino acids)
Biological process (GO): resolution of meiotic recombination intermediates
Molecular function (GO): single-stranded DNA 3'-5' DNA exonuclease activity; single-stranded DNA binding
Source: RefSeq, a predicted model, not a curated record